This is a messenger RNA of Drosophila rhopaloa, 429 nucleotides long. RefSeq lists its product as uncharacterized. Bases 168 to 419 code for a protein of 83 amino acids. Lineage: Eukaryota; Metazoa; Arthropoda; Insecta; Diptera; Drosophilidae. The record is from RefSeq and is a predicted model, not a curated record. The transcript has a single exon.
GGAAUUUGAAAUAUAGAAAGUAGUAAUAAUAACACGCACAUUAGAUUUGUGUGGAUUUGAUUUUAGAGCAGCCAAUUUCACUAAGACAUGUUUGAAAAAGCUGUCUAAGCUUAGAAAGGUUGAAACUAUAUAGGUUAUAUACAUACUUCUAUCAAAGAAACGUCAAAAUGUUUUUCAACCCCAUUGAAAUUAUCUGCACCUGUUUGAUCCAGCCCAUUAUUGACUUUCUGGUCUAUUUAAUGGACGAAGUCCACUACUUGGCCUUCCUAGCUGGCCUUGCCUUUCUUGGGAUCUUCCUGGGACUCAUCUUUGGGAUCAUAAGCGUAAUUUGGUACAAGUCGACACGCGACGUGGAUACCAAGAAGUGUUAUGCCGAAGAAAGGGUGUCUGUGUCGGUCGGUGCAAGAAAAAGCGAUUAGAAUGAUAUCG